This is a messenger RNA of Hyaloperonospora brassicae, 1245 nucleotides long. The record is from the annotation of a GenBank genome assembly. Lineage: Eukaryota; Oomycota; Peronosporomycetes; Peronosporales; Peronosporaceae.
AUGCGUACGAGCGCCACCACGUCGGCGAGAACCCUCGAAACGUACCUCCAAACUGCAAUUGAAACCAGCGAAGAAGUAGCACCUGCAUCGCAGCAGCAAAAGGCGUCACGAAGGUGCGAGAAGGAGAAAGACCCGCAGCGGGAGCCAAAAUUGUCGGCACUUUCCAGCGCGAUGCACGCAGAACCACUCGUUCAGUCACUAACAUUGCAGAAACCCAAGCGACGACGACGCAAGUCGAGACUCAGCAACUCGAUCCGGCAACGUCACGGACGUGGAAAGGUCUCAUUUCGUGUCUCCGGUCUGCUAACAGCCGACCAGGUCGACGAUGAAGACGAAGUCGAGGAACUGCAGACCGAAAUGUGCGAAGACUUUUCCCGCUUCGGACGUUUACAAAGUGUGGACAUUGUUCGAGCACCAAAUGUCCAGAGGCCGUUGUCCAUUGGUGACGUUGUGGUGACGUUCGAGGAGGAACAACAUGCAGCCGCAGCCUUUGGUUCGUACGAUGGGAACGUCUUUGGUGGACAGAUCGUGACGUGUAGUUGGGAAAAGCAGAGAACCAGCGACAAGAAGAACACGGACAGUGCCUUUGCACUCUCAUCGGGGCACUUGACGUCGGAAGAAGUGCAUGACGUUGACGAAGCGGUAAACGUCAAUGACGAUGUCGUGGCAACGUUUAGUCAACUUGGAACUGAAGAGACGAUGCAGUCGAGUGAGGCGAUAGCGAACGCAACUGCCGCUUUCAGUGAUGCAGAUGAGCAGGUGCGGAACGGCGGACAUUCAUGGACAGCAGAUUGUAGACUUCAGCAUAGCGAGUGUGCCGGCGAUGGCGUGGAAGCCCCAAUCGUUCAGCCUGCAGAAUCGCUUGAGCUCGUGGAACUUGUUAGUCGACUGCUAAAGCGGCUUGCUGCUCUUCAGGAACGCGCACAUAAGCAGCACCCGCGGCACAGCAGACGGUCGCGACGGCUCGUGCUUGGCAUGCAUGAAGUGCGGCGAGGUCUUCUGUGCAGCAAAGUCCGCUUGCUGGUUAUGGCAGCAGACCAGGAUGAGUCUGACGUGCUUGACGAGAAACGGGCCGAGUUGGUGUCGAUAGCAGCGAAACAGGGAGUGCCUACACUCAUGCCCAUGAACAGACGGAAGCUGGGCAGGGUACUACAAAAGAGCGUGCGUGUGAGUUGCGUUGGCGUGUACUCGAUCGAAGGCGCGAACGACCUCUUUCUGCAAGUGGUGCAACGAUUCGCGCAAUAA